Molecule: messenger RNA, 5625 nt
Organism: Mya arenaria
Lineage: Eukaryota; Metazoa; Mollusca; Bivalvia; Myida; Myidae
Product: mitochondrial proton/calcium exchanger protein-like
Exons: 16
Coding region: 8-2677 (889 amino acids)
Biological process (GO): intracellular monoatomic cation homeostasis
Cellular component (GO): mitochondrial inner membrane
Molecular function (GO): calcium ion binding; ribosome binding
Source: RefSeq, a predicted model, not a curated record
CCGGUUUAUGUUUCUACUAAUCGAAUACAAUUGUAUUCUUUGGGCAAAAAGAAGAUUCUCAAAUCAAAAACAUUUGCUGUCAGAAAAGUUCAGGAUAAUCAGAAUGUCAGGAUAUUUGACAGCAGGUGUUAGAACUACAGUUUUGCGGCCUCCGUAUGGAAUUUGUCGUUGUUACUGCCAUCGCCUGUAUCAUGCAGAUCAGUAUAGAGGUUACACCAGAAAGUCGGAGACCGAUGCCAGUCGGGAAGCAGUUUUUGUGAAUUCACUCUACCUCAAGCCUUUUACAUAUACGCAGACAAGCAAUAGAACAAACAAUCAUAUAUCUAAAUUCUCUUCUACCAUAUUUGGACCACUCACUUCUCCAGUUAUAACUGAAUAUCUUUCAACACGAUCUCUGCAUUCCUCUGUUUUCCUGUUAAAAGAAGAUACCCGAGUGGAAAAGUCGGUGAAAAUUAUAAAGGAAAAAGUAGAGGAGGACAAAAAUGUUUCGUCUAACAAAACAUUGACUCAAGGAACGAAAAGUGUCCAGAAAUCAAAUGAAACUACUCAAAAGAAAGGCUUUUUAGCAGUGAAACUUGAAAAAUGGAAGGCUUUGUUAGCAGAAAUGAAGAAAGUUGGUUACUUUCAUUACAUGUGGACUGGUUUAAAACAUUUUGUUCGACACUACUGGGAUGGUUUUCGGUUGAUCUGGAAAAAUUCGAAAUACUGCAUGCCCUUGUUGUUCAGGUAUUUGAGGGAAGGUCGAUCCUCGUUAAAGAGAAGAGAAUACAAAAUGUUGACGCGGACGCUAGCAGACCUGAUCCGGAUGGUUCCCCUUAUACCCAUGAUUCUGAUUCCCCUCGGGGAAAUCUUCAUCCCAUUUUACAUGUCACUGAACAUGAUGCCAAGUGUUUUCCAGAACAAACCAAAGACAGCGGACUACAAGCGUCAACUGCAGAUAAAGCUGGAAUAUGCGUCCCUAUUGGCCAACAGCCUGCACGAGAUCCCUCUGCGGAAGGCCAAGUCUGGAGCAACUACAGUACAGGACUUUGCGGACUUCAUGCAAAAGGUGAAAACCACAGAGAAGAUCCCAUCUAUCGACGAGAUCACCAAGUUUUCCUCGCUGUUUGAAGACUCGAUCACACUGGACGACCUGAACGUGACUCAGCUACAGGCCCUGUGUAAGAUCCUGGGUAUCGGCUUCCUCGGGAAGAUCCCUAGCGCCCCGGUGUUGAGGUUUCAGAUCAUUAUGAAAGUGAGGGAACUGGAGGUGGACGAUAAGGUAAUCCAGAAGGAGGGUAUGGACAGUCUCACCACUGAAGAACUUCAGGCUGCCAACCGAGCUCGGGGAAUGAGGGCAGUUGGCUUGUCCGAGGAAAGGCUCAAAGUACAGCUACAGCAGUGGCUUGACCUUCAUCUCAAGAGUCGGGUUCCCACCAGCUUGCUUCUACUGACUAGGGUCAUGUACCUGGACGAGAACCUGUCACCGGCUGCACAACUUAAGGAGACUCUGAAGAGCUUGUCAAACUCUACUGUUGACAAGGUGCAGGUGACGGCCGCGGAGACUCAGGGUGAGGAGGUGGAUACGGAGAAGAAACUCCGCGUCUUGGAGGAGGAACACGCCGCCAUUAAGAAGGAGAAGGAACAAGAGGAGAAGGAGAGAAAGGAGGAGGAGAGGCUGACUAAGGAGACAACAGACAAGAAACAGAAUGAUCUCAAGGAGAUGGCCCUGAAGGAGAUGCAGCAGCGGGUGAUUGACCAGGAGUUGGCGGAGAAACUUACCACUUUACAGCAGGAGAAGGCUGAGGAUAAGAUAACUCUGCAAGACGUUGAGCCCAUGGUUGACACAGCGCCCACUGUGACAGCCAAACCCACUGAAGAGCUUAAGGUGGAGCCAAGCACUGUCCCAGAGGUGGUCCCAGUCCCUGAAGUUAUCACUGCUGAGACUGUGGUCCCACCCACCGUGGAAGACAUCGAGGAAGACAUCACUGCCAAGGAUCUCGGGGAGAUCGAGAAAGCCAUUGAAGACAUGGCCAAACACCACAAAGAUGAGCUGUCUGAGGUUAAAGGAGAUUUAGAUAAUUACACCGAGGACAUGGCUGACAUCAAGGCACUAUGUGAGAACACUGACUACGCCAAGCAGAUUGAGGAGACAAAGGGUGCGAAGAAACUCCACAACUACCUGAACAAGUACCUGCACCGGCUGGACAAGAGAAUCACUGUGGUUCAAACCAAGAAGGAGGAACUGCUGGAGACUAUCGAGAAACAGGAGUCACGUCUGCUUGACGAGACUGAGCAUCCCCCUGAGAUACUCAAGGCCAUCGAGAUAAAAAAAGGAAACCUGAUCAGUGUGAACGAGGUGCUGUUAUCCCUAAAGCGUCUACAGAAUGUUCCGGACGAUGUGCGCAUGCAGAAGGUCUUGCAGGUGCUUGAUACCGACGAGGAUGGCCUCAUAGACAUCAAUGAUGUUCUCAAAGCAACAGAGUUGAUCAGCCAAGAAAAUCUUAAGUUGAGCAAGAAGCAAGUGUCAGAGAUGAUGACGUUACUGAGGAAGGAGGCGGAGAUUGAUCUCGCUGAGAAACAGCAUGAAAAGGAGGUAAAACUAAAGGAGGAGAUUCAGGAAAAUGGACCAAUCGGAAACCAGGAGGCAGUAGAGGGGAAACAGAAAGAGGCUGAGAAGGAAAAAAUGAAAGGCUGAAGGUGUUAGUGGGAAACAGUUGCUAGGUACAGCAGUUGCUAGGGACAACAGUUGCUAAGGACAGGAGUUGUUAUGGGCAUCUGUUCAAAUAAUUUGCAGGGCUUUUAUGAAUUUGUUUUUAUUUUUGUUUUGUGUGGAGAGAGUUUGAAAAAAUAAUAGAAUGGGGUAAAUUUUAGUCUUGUCAUGUCUAUAGUUCAUUUUUGAGUUCAUUGGACGUCCUGGGUGGAAUUUUAGGUAUAUGUUUAAGAAUAUCAAAACUAUAAAAAUGGCAAAGAAAAUAUAAAAAAAUUGUUUAUCUACAAUCAUUUACAUGGUAUGGAAGGGUGAUUUUUAUUUUGGAUGAAAAUUAUCAUCUAGAUCAUAUCAUGGAGAGUCAUAAAAAGUAUUUAGAGUUUUAAAACACCUGACUGAAACCCCAAAAUGGCAACAGCUAUUAUAAUAGUUGUAUGGUUAAGAAUUGAAAGUUAGGUUAAGAAUUGAAAGUUAGUUAUGAAAAUUUAUUCUCAAAUUGCAUGUUUUACUUUUGUUAUAUAUGAAAUUUCCUUUAAGCAAGAGCUGUCUGUGAUAUCUGUGUAAUUUAAGCAAAUGUUGUUACAUUCUGUCAAGCGUUUAACACUGAAAACAUUGUGAGAAACUUUUUGAUGGUCUGUGUGAUUCAUGUUUUAAUAUUGUCAAUUUUGUAUAAGUCUAACUUCAUCAGUACAUAUAUGGUGUUUACAUGUACACCUGCAUGCCCUAUGAAUUUUAGUGCUGGAAAGACAAAAAAAAAAUGACAUGAUUGGUGUCCUCUCUAACAGUAGUGAGAAAUCUAUGUCCUAUUUAAACUUUUGUAUAAGAAAGAUUAUGGACUAAGAAUUUUGGAAAAGAAUACAAGUCAAAUGACAAGAAAUGAAAAUCCUAUGGGGAAAAAAACACAAGAACAUUUUGGGUAAAAAAACACAAGUAGAUCUUUCGGAGGAAAAUAAAAACACAAGUAGAUCUUUCGGAGGAAAAUAAAAACACAAGUAGAUCUUUCGGAGGAAAAUAAAAACACAAGUAGAUCUUUCGGAGGAAAAUAAAAACACAAGAAAAUAUUUGAGAAAACACAAAGAAAUCUUUUAGGGGAAAAAGAAAAUACGAGUAUAUCGUGUAGGAGGACUCUCCUGUCAAUCAAAGAUUUUCGGUGUUGUGUAUCCGUCAUAAAUAUGAAACUUUGAAAAAAAAAUUAUAGCCUUUAUGAUGAUAAAGAUAAUGAAAUAAAGAUAACAAAUUUUAAACACUUUUUGCAAACUCUCUGAUAAUCUUUCUGCAAUAGUUAAAACUGAUUCAAUUGUUUUUCGAUUUUUAAACAAUUUUCAUCUUUAUUUUCUAUGUGCUGCAGACAUUAAUAAAAAAAAAUACAACAACAAAAAAACAGUUACAGCUUAUUAUCAGAAGUUAUAUCAGAUUUGAAUAUUGGUUCAAAUACAUUUAUGUCUGUGUAAAACAUUGGUUGUACAUGUUUGUGUAUACAUUUUGCGAUAGAGAUGAUCAAAUGUCACUGAAAAUAACAUGUUCAUUUGCUUAGAAUCACAUAACCUAAGUAUACAUUUAUUUUGAAUAAUAAAUUAAACUUUUUGUAUCAGUCAAAUAUAUAAACGCCAUCAAGAUGCAGCGCAUUUUGUUACUUUUUUUUCUGCCAACUUACAGGCUUAUUAUAGUUUUACUUGCUGCAUUACAUCUCUGACAAGUUCGAUAACCAGCCAUAUCACUGUAGUCACUAAAGAGUUAUUGCCCUUUAAUUAUAGAAAUUACCUAAAAAUGGUCGUGUACGCUUAAUAACUUUAUAAGCCUUUGUGCAAUCCUCAUCAACCUUUAUCGGACUGUGUAUUGGCAUAAUGUCUUGGGCAAGUUAUAUAAUAGGUCAUAUCACUGAAGACACUUACGAUUAAGCGCCUUGUAAUUAUAGAAAUUUACCUCAAAUCGGUCUAUCGAUCAAUUACUUUAGGAGCCUUUUUCUAACCCUUACCAAAUUUGGUCACAAUGUGUAUGGGCAGAAUAUCUUUGUCGGCUUCAAUAACAAGACAUGUCACCUCAGCAGCAUUAUGACCCUUGAAUUGGCAAAUGCUGUUUUGAGAGUGUUUGCUCCCUAAAUUUGUCCUCAUGUACGACCACUUGUGACAGUUGGCAAUCUUGCUUGUUUUUGAAUAUAAGUUGAACCCUGUUGGCUCAUACUCUGAGAAAACGACCCAAGCGGGAUUAUUAGCCUUCGGUGAAAAGAAAUCGGUCCUCUACAUCUAGUUAGAGCCAACUUUGAAUACAAGCCAAGCAAGUUCGAGCCAACGGGGCUGGACUGUAUAUGUAAUCAUAUUAAAUGAAAUAUGAUACCUGCAUCAUUGCAGAAGAGGUCCUGUCGAUUUUCAGCUCUUGAAAACAUUCAGUAAUGUCCCUUUAAUCACACAUUUCUUUUAUUUAAUACUGGGAUUGUAAGAUUCUGCGUUAGCAAAAUCACAUUUGCAUUUAUUACAUAUCUUUGUGAGUUUAUUUACAUGCUUUUGCAGUGCAUUUAACUUCAUUCAAAAAAUCUCAAUCAUUUGACUAGAUUGUGGAAAACAUGAAGCUUAAUAUACUAGGGCAUAGUAUUACAUGUGUGGUUUUAUUGUGUAAACUGGUUUACUGAAUUCUACAAUAUUUCAAUGUUCAUGUUUUGGUUGUCUAUAAUAGUAGAAAUGUUUUCCAUAUGUUUCUUCUAAGCAUGUAAUUCCAAGAUUAAAUAUAUAUUAUCAUUGUAUAUCAGUUUUAUUUUUUUGCCCAUUGUCAAGUCAAAGCCACAAAAUGCACAACAAUACACUGAUAUCUUGCCCAGUUUUCCAAGAUACCCAUCUAUAUCCAUGUGCUUUGUUUGGAAACAUAUUGUGGUCAUACUGUUGUUGAUUGAUAUUGUACCAUGCUUCUAGAUAUUAUAAUUAAAUAAAUGAAAGAAAAUGUUU